GACGGCGGACCCAAUUCAAGAUUUCGCGCCUCUGCGCAGAAAUACGCGCAUAUGCUAUGAAUAUGACUGUCGUAAUAAGGUACAUCAGAAUAAGAGUAAAUAAUAAAUUUUUCAUUCCACUAAACUAAUUUGUUUUACACAGAAAUAUCAGUGAUAUUUCAAACGAUGUUCAUAAAUUCUUAAGAAGCGAAAUUAAGUUUACGACAUUCACCGGAAGCUCAUCUGUCAAAACAGACGACAAUGUCUGUUGACAACUGUUUUCGGAAAAAAGGGAAAUUUGUCUCUAAAAAGGAUUUUAUUCAUUCAAAAAUCCGUCAAGAUAACAUUGUUAAAGCCCGCAAUCAGCCAAUAUAUCAGACUGUUAUUGAAUCUGAUCACAAUUACGCGUCUAAAUUCACUGAAAAGUCGUCAACAUCUGACCAUGACGAAGCCUUUACUCACCACCUGCACCCGGAUUACCUUGAAGAUUCAUUUCAGUUUGACAGACUCAAGCCUCUUAAUUUCUACCGGUUUAUUAUUGAUUUGAAAUUGUUCAUUGACAAUUUAUUUUGCCAAGUAUGUGAUAACGAUAUCUACUUGAAAAAUGCGUUAGGCGUCUUCCCAUCUGGAGUGUGUGGCCAUGUAGUAAUCACAUGCCUCGUGUGCAAACACGUAAACAAAGUAGCCAUGGGAAAAACGCAUCAAGAACAACAAAAACCUGGCCCAAAGAUAUUUGAUGUCAAUUCAAAAAUUGGAUCAGCAAUGUAUCAUACUGGGAUUGGACCCACUCAAGUGAACAACUUCCUUUCUACACUUAAUUUGCCAUCUAUAAAUGUCAAAACUUUAAGAAGGCGGUGUGAAGAAAUUGGAGAAGAACUUGAAAACUUGGCAGAAAAUUCAGUAAAAGAUGCAUUAAAAGAAGAAGUUAAAUGUACUGUAACAGAGGUGAGAAGGAAUGUAAUUGAUGUUCCAGAAGAAAGCCUUGCAGUGUCAACAGAUAUGCAUGUUAAUUCUGAUGAAGAUGAUUACAAAGAUGUUGCAGAGGUGAGAAGGAAUGGAAAUGAUGUCCCAGAAGAAAGCCUUGCAGUGUCAACAGAUAACAUGCAUGUUAAUUUUGAUGAAGAUGAUUACAAAGAUGUUGCAGAGGUGAGAAUGAAUAGAAUUGAUCUCCCAGAAGAAAGUCUUGCAGUGUCAACAGAUAUGCAUGUUAAUUUUGAAGAAGAUGAUUACAAAGAUGUUGCAGAGGUGAGAAUGAAUAGAAUUGAUCUCCCAGAAGAAAGUCUUGCAGUGUCAACAGAUAUGCAUGUUAAUUUUGAAGAAGAUGAUUACAAAGAUGUUGCAGAGGUGAGAAUGAAUAGAAUUGAUCUCCCAGAAGAAAGUCUUGCAGUGUCAACAGAUAACAUGCAUGUUAAUUUUGAUGAAGAUGAUUACAAACAUGUUGCAGAGGUGAGAAUGAAUAGAAUUGAUCUCCCAGAAGAAAGUCUUGCAGUGUCAACAGAUAUGCAUGUUAAUUUUGAAGAAGAUGAUUACAAAGAUGUUGCAGAGGUGAGAAUGAAUAGAAUUGAUCUCCCAGAAGAAAGUCUUGCAGUGUCAACAGAUAUGCAUGUUAAUUUUGAAGAAGAUGAUUACAAAGAUGUUGCAGAGGUGAGAAUGAAUAGAAUUGAUCUCCCAGAAGAAAGUCUUGCAGUGUCAACAGAUAUGCAUGUUAAUUUUGAAGAAGAUGAUUACAAAGAUGUUGCAGAGGUGAGAAUGAAUAGAAUUGAUCUCCCAGAAGAAAGUCUUGCAGUGUCAACAGAUAUGCAUGUUAAUUUUGAAGAAGAUGAUUACAAAGAUGUUGCAGAGGUGAGAAUGAAUAGAAUUGAUCUCCCAGAAGAAAGUCUUGCAGUGUCAACAGAUAUGCAUGUUAAUUUUGAAGAAGAUGAUUACAAAGAUGUUGCAGAGGUGAGAAUGAAUAGAAUUGAUCUCCCAGAAGAAAGUCUUGCAGUGUCAACAGAUAUGCAUGUUAAUUUUGAAGAAGAUGAUUACAAAGAUGUUGCAGAGGUGAGAAGGAAUGGAAAUGAUGUCCCAGAAGAAAGCCUUGCAGUGUCAACAGAUAACAUGCAUGUUAAUUUUGAUGAAGAUGAUUACAAAGAUGUUGCAGAGGUGAGAAGGAAUGAAAUUGAUGUCCCAGAAGAAAGCCUUGCAGUGUCAACAGAUAACAUGCAUGCUAAUUUUGAUGAAGAUGAUUACAAUGAUGUUGCAGGCGACGAAAGAUUGCCAUCAAGAGAGUCCACAAGUAAACAACAUAAAAAGAAAACAACUGCUUUUGAAAAGAAUGUCAUCAGAAAUGUAGAUAAAGACAGUCAAGGAAGUGUUCAACAAAGUGACACAUCGAUGGGUAUAACAGUAUCUGCAGAUGGAACUUUUCAGAAGAGAGGAUCUGGUAGAUGUUACAACAGUUUAUCAGGUGCAGCAUCAUUGAUUGGGUUGAAAACGGGCAAAGUGGUCGGGUUUUCAAGCAGGUUGAAGCGUUGUAGAAAAUGCAUGGUUGCCAAAAAGUCAAACAGAACCCCAAUAAAGCAUAAAUGUAGGAAAAACUGGGUGGGUUCAGCGAAAGCCAUGGAGCCAGACAUGAUUGUUGAGAUGCUCCAACAUGCAAAAUCUUCAGAUGCCCCUGUUGCCACAUUAAUUGGAGAUGAUGACUGCACAGCCUUUAAAAGAGCUAGAGAAGAAGUUAAUUCUACUAUAGAAAAAGUCAGUGACAAAAAUCAUAUGAAAAAAAAUUUGUCAAACAAGCUGUACAAAUUGAAAACGAAGUACCCAAAAGAAUUAUCGGUUAAAACCAUUAAUGCCCUGCUGAAAAGUUUCAGUUAUAUGAUAGCACAGAACACUGGAAAUAUAUAUGCAAUCAAAGAGAACUUGGAAAGUGUUGUUUUGCACCAGUUUGGAGAACAUGAUGACUGUGGUAACUGGUGUUCUUUUAAAGGAAAUCCCACUGGAAAGCAUAAGAACCUGCCAUGGGGUCUGGAUCUUUCCAAUAAUUCAUUGAAGAAUGACCUUAUGAGUAUCUUCAAAACAUUAGAUGCUGAAAAGCUGUCCAAACUGGGUUCAAGCAAUGUAAAUGAGAGUUUCAACAACAUCCUGAGAUCUAAAGCCCCAAAAGACAAACAUUAUUCCGAAAGCUCAAGUUUAGCCCACAGGUUAUCUGCUGCUGUUUGUCAAAAAAAUGAAGGUUAUGACUAUGUUGCAAAGGUUCAUCAAAAUCUUGGACUAAGCCCCGGGAAUUCUACUGUUUCAAGGGCAAACAUUAUGAACAAAGAAGUGAAGCGAAAGAAGAUAAUGUGUAAGGAGAAAAAGUACAAGAGAAGACGAAUUCUUCUUAAAGUGGAAAGGCUAGAAGAGACCAAAACAUGUGAAGUGCGAGAAGGAGAUACCUACGCAACAGAUAUCAUGGAGAAAAGUGCAGCAGACCUAUGUACAGAAGAAAUUCCCGCUGUAGAAAGAAAACCUCAAACAUGCAUUUGUUUUGAUCUAGAAACAACAGGAUUGAGUAGACACAGCAGUAUUGUUCAAAUAGCUGCAUCCAAUGGAUCAUCAAGCUUCAGUAGAUACAUAACUCCAUUGUCCUGCAACAUUUCCUCUGAGGCAUCAAAAGUCACAGGCAUCACCUUUGAUGGAAAGACUAUGUGCAACCAAGGAAAAGAGUUGUCUCCCAAGGGUGUUGUACCCACCAAACAUUCUUUGUCAUCUUUAGUAUCUAAAACAGUAAUUUCCAAACACAUUUGUGGCAAAAUACAAAAAGCUGGUUUAGGAUAUAUGCACCUUCUCCUGGCAUUCAAAAGAGGCGGAUUUGAUGGACUGCAGUUACUACUUGGGGAGAAAAAUGAAGAUGCUAAAGUUAGGGUCACCAGAUGUAUGAAAGUAAUUGAAAACAUUGCAGCUCAUUUCAGAGCUGAAUUCCAAGAAGAGUGAUGCAAAUGUAAAUACAUGUGUUUUGAUAUAGAAAGGCAAAUUAUGCUGCAUAGGUUUUGUACAUGUAUAUAUCUUAUAUUUCGCAAAAUUCAGAGAUACAUAAUAUGUGAUUAUAUAGCCACUGGAAUAAUUUAGGGUUUUCUAUUAU
This is a messenger RNA of Magallana angulata, 4078 nucleotides long. RefSeq lists its product as uncharacterized. The record is from RefSeq and is a predicted model, not a curated record. NCBI's taxonomy places the organism in Eukaryota, Metazoa, Mollusca, Bivalvia, Ostreida, Ostreidae. The coding region runs from base 241 to 3930 and encodes 1229 amino acids. The transcript has 22 exons. Gene Ontology annotation, biological process: DNA catabolic process. Gene Ontology annotation, molecular function: nucleic acid binding; 3'-5'-DNA exonuclease activity. Gene Ontology annotation, cellular component: cytoplasm.